CGGGAGUUCGCGAGAACAGAACACAGAGAACAAAACACCUCAUUCAUAUACAAUCUUACGCACUGAUGACUACUCGAUUGGACACACGUGAUAUUCGACAGUAAAAGAGUCUCGAGCUCACAUGGCCCCACUCCUCAACCCGUCGCGUCAAGCUGAAUUACUUGCCUGUUUACACUUGAUUUUCAAUUUCCCAUACUUUAUCAUGAAGCAUACCCCUAGAAAAGCUCUUACGCGCGUUCUAAUAGUAACUGAUAAAACGGCUACAGUUAUUCUCGAACUAUUCGCGCUACUAUAUGUCACGACCUGGGUUGCAUCGCAUUGGUAGAGACCUCGAUUAGGUGCUAUCGACGAAGAUUCUACUCUAAGGAGCGA
Molecule: messenger RNA, 372 nt
Organism: Pseudomassariella vexata
Lineage: Eukaryota; Fungi; Ascomycota; Sordariomycetes; Amphisphaeriales; Pseudomassariaceae
Exons: 1
Coding region: 122-325 (67 amino acids)
Source: RefSeq, a predicted model, not a curated record